AUGGCGCAACCAACGCACGCACAGCCGGCCUUCUCGCCGCCGCCGCCGCAGCACAGUCCGUCACCAACGAUAUCACAAUCGGGCUUUGCGCCUCCGCCCAAACGUGUCCGCACCGAUGGUCCGCAGUCACAGCCCGACUCGCCAUACCCCAACUCGCCGUUCGCAAACAGCCCUCAGCUGGGCGCGACUCCACCACCAGGUGGUACAGGGUCGCCUGCGCCCGUGCAAAGCCCAGCGUUACAGGGUCAGCAAUCGCCCUACACAAACGGCGCAUCAACGCCCACACUUAGUCUACCGGAAGCACGACCAAGUCCCACGCCGCAGGUCACCACUCCCCAGCCCUUGAACCCGAUGGCAUCCCAGUAUACCACCGCUACGAUGGCGCCCUUGACGACACCAGCGCCGGCAACACAGCCGGGCAGCAUGGGUCCUCCUCAGCGGCCGGCCGACCGACCAGCGAAAGACUACGAAUACGAUGUGACGGACAGCUUGGCGGGGACGGGCAUCGACUUGCGAGCUGAAGAAGAUUUCAUGGCGAAUCUCUACGCCAAGCAAUAUGAACAAGAGGCUCAACAAGGGUUCGCGCAGCAUCCGGCUGGAUCAAAGUCGACGUUCUUCGGGGCCGGACCGGCCAACCAGCCUGCGGGACCUUCUGGGCAGACUGGUCAGGACAUAUUCGCAGCGCAGGCGGCAGAGAGAGCGUGGGCUGAGUCGGCUAGGCGUCUGGCCACGCAGCGAACGCAAGAGAUCAACGACCCUUUCUUGCUUGUCGCUCUGCUCCACAGGCGCGCAGACAAGAUCGCCCGGGAGCACCACUUGGAGCUCAUUGUGGAUAACAAGAACAACACACAGCCGAUGGGCAAGAUGAAGAUGCCGAAUGAGUUUCCCGAGCCAAAGGUCACGGUCAGCAUGAAACCCUCUGGGGAGGACCAGGCCAUGGUGGAAACUACAGGCUCCUUCAUACCGCACGACGCGCAUCUGGUGGACCAACUGGCUCUCAUGUCCAUUGCUACAAAGACGAGGCUGCGAGACUUGGUGGAAGAGGCUGGCAACGUUGCUGUGCACAGACAGAGCACGUCGCAUGGCGAGAUCCCGGCGGCCUGGGAGCCGGCCUCUGCGCCUCUGAACGUUGAAACUCCCGAGGCCAUGGACGUCGAUGGACUCAACGUGGACGGCAGUCCUGCCGCCGAUUCAGCUCUCAAACCGGACAGUAAUGCAUUGGAAAAUGGCGCUCCCGCGAAGAAGCUACCCAAGAUAUCCUCUUACCUGACGACGACAAUGCGUGAGUUGGCGAAGCAAGAGCGUCAGUGGGAAGAAGCACGGUUAAGGAGGCGCCAGCAACGUAAGGAUGGCACGGCAGAUGCGGCGGGCUCGCGUAGCGGUAGUGUCGCACCGGGCACCCCUGGCUCGAUAGCACCAGAAGAGAAGGCGCCGACUAAGAAGGAGGCCAAGAAAGCUCUGAAGGCGGCGGAGCCUCACGAUGCCAAUGCGCAGAACUCGACGAGCGCGACGUUCACGGCGAUACGAGGCAAGUCCCUAUUCGGCAAGAAAGCCAAGUCAUACGACUGGAUGACCAAGCCUGGUAUGGGCGGCGCCAGCACACCGGCAGCGAGGACACCUGGAGCCAAGCCCAGCGUUGGUGCUAGCCCAGCUGCCGUCGCGCUUACGACCGAGGGACGCAAUCGUCUGGGAACGUGGCGCGAGGACAAGGAAAAGGGCAAGAACAUACAGCUCCGGGACUGGGUUGCGGCGCUCGAAAGAGACGGCCGCGAAACGGCGGCUCUACAGCGAGCGUACAUUGACCUGGACCUAUCCACACCACGAUAG
Messenger RNA from Emericellopsis cladophorae, 1827 nucleotides. RefSeq lists its product as uncharacterized. Gene Ontology annotation, biological process: DNA-templated transcription initiation. The record is from RefSeq and is a predicted model, not a curated record. Gene Ontology annotation, cellular component: transcription factor TFIID complex. Bases 1 to 1827 code for a protein of 608 amino acids. NCBI's taxonomy places the organism in Eukaryota, Fungi, Ascomycota, Sordariomycetes, Hypocreales, Bionectriaceae. The transcript has 2 exons.